UCAUCAAUCGGCCUAGCGUCUCCGGUAAUGAUCUGUCAAUCAUGGUCGGUAUGGCCAGUCAUCGUCUGGCGUCAUUAUCGAUGCGGCCAUCGCGUGAUCCAAAUGAUCGGCGGUGAACGACAGCGACUGCUCCGGUAGUCUUUCCCCAGUUCGGACUGAGCGAGAAGUCGAGUCGGACUCCUGACGGAGAGGACGAGUCGUCGACGCCGCAACAGGGCAGCAGCAACAGCACGCAGCGGCAGCAGUCGCCAAUCGUCGUCGGACAAGUGCGGUCCAUCUCGGAGUGCUUUUUUUUUUUUAUCCUUCACACUGCGAGGAGAGGAUACCGCCUUAUAUCUCGACCCGCUUAUCGAGAGGGUAUCGCGCAAAUUAAGUGAUACCGCGUAUCUCGAGCAAGAGGAACAGGGAGGAAUCAAAAUAUCGCAGCUUUUUCUCUGCCGUUCAACAUUCAGGAGAAAAUAUGUCGACGGAGGAGAAGUUUAACGCCGCCGUGAACGUCAUCAGGAACCUGCCGAAAAAUGGAGCGUACCAACCUAGCCACGAGAUUAUGCUGCGUUUUUAUUCAUACUACAAACAAGCAACUGAGGGGCCUUGCCAACAAUCAAAACCUGCAUUUUGGGAGGUAGUCAAGAAGGCGAAAUGGGAUGCGUGGACUCGUCUUGGUAACAUGAGUCGUCUAGAAGCCAUGAACAAUUAUGUGGAGGAAUUGACAAGAAUUGUCGAAACCAUGUCUUACACGGAUAAUGUGGCAACGUUCCUUGGCAGUUUGGACUCGUUUUAUGAAAGUGUACCAGCCGAAGAUUUGGAAUUACUCGUGGGACCAGUAUUGGAACGUAUACGCUCUCAACCAGGAUCACCAUUGUCUGGUUCGCCAUUAGCAUCCAGAGAAACGUCACCUCAUAGAGUUUGCAGCACUUCUCGGCACAUAACAAGUAGUUUAGAAACCAGUCCGACCAGCAGUCGCACUGCAAGUCCGUUGCCACAAGACACUGAUGGCGAGGAAGAAGAAUUUAUAGAUACUGUUGAGUCAGCACCAGAAAGAAUGCAAAAAGAUGCAUCUAAAUCCGCUGCUGCUCCUCAAAAGGUACAAAUUGCAGCAAAUAAUAAUGGCAUUGAUAAUUCAAGUACAGAGAAUGUUAUAAAAGAAACCACCGAAUUGACUAAUGGAUACGUUAAUGGUCAUGUGGAGACGAUACAGGAGAGUCAGCGAGAGCGAGGUAGACAGAGAACGAAAAAAGACGAUGGUAAAAUCAAUACUGAGUUUUUGAAUCAAAUUGCGACAACUAUGCAGCAUUUGCAGAGAGAUCUGGAUCGAAUAACAGCUAGAGUACGAAGCUUAGAAGGACAAGCUUUGCAAGCAAUGGCACCACAAACAGAAAACACUGUUAGACGUACAUACGCAAGAUGGUGGCCUUUGCAGGAAUGUUCGCCGCGUUUGUUCGCCUUACUAAUUUUAUGGCCAUUCGUCGCUCAUCUGUUAAUCAACUUUACGCAACGGUAUCGCCAACGAAGACUGUGAUGCUACGGCUGUUAUUCAUAUACAGCUGACAACCUAUUUCCAUUAUUCGAAUUUAAUCUAAUGUUCGGUUGUAAACGUACAUACUUUUUAAUUUUAUAUUUCUUAUAGAGGUGAAGAGCGCUGUUCUAAUGCAAUCUACGAUUACAUUAGUAAACGUGAAUUGUGAUAAAACUUGACUAGAUCAGUCUCUAUAUAUUUUUGCAUAUGCGACCUGUUUCGGAAGUUGCAGAUUUUCUCUUACACAGAUAGAUUAAUUCUCUGCUCAAUAAUCGAUUAAUCUUCAGCAAAAGUUUUACUCAAAAGUCAUUUUUAUCUGCAGUUAUGCUAAAUAAGAAAUUAACAUUCUAUUAAAAUAAAAUUUAAUAGCUGAACUUGUUGACAUUACAUUUUUAU
Molecule: messenger RNA, 1912 nt
Organism: Nylanderia fulva
Lineage: Eukaryota; Metazoa; Arthropoda; Insecta; Hymenoptera; Formicidae
Product: acyl-CoA-binding domain-containing protein 5-B
Biological process (GO): fatty acid metabolic process
Cellular component (GO): cytoplasm
Molecular function (GO): fatty-acyl-CoA binding
Source: RefSeq, a predicted model, not a curated record